AUGAUGGAUAACUUUAAUGUUACAUUUAUCACUUUUACUGGUUAUGUGGAUUUACAGAGUUACAGAUUACUGUAUUUUAUCAUCAUGUUUAUUGUAUAUGUUUCAAUCAUUUUUGGUAAUUUGACCAUAUUCUGUCUCGUUUGCAUUCACAAAAGCCUCCAUGAGCCCAUGUACAUUUUCAUUGCUGCUCUGUUGCUGAAUUCUCUUCUUUUCAGCACAAAUAUUUAUCCCAAACUUCUGAUUGACUUUUUAUCUGACCAACAGAUCAUUUCUCUUUCUUUAUGUCACCUGCAGGGCUUUAUUUAUUACACCCUUUGUGGCGCAGAGUUCUUUUUGUUAUCUGCAAUGGCUUAUGACAGAUAUGUGUCAAUAUGUAAGCCUCUCCGAUAUGCAAGCAUUAUGAAGAAAUCCACAGUCUGUGUUCUGCUGGUUUUAGCUUGGCUCUUGCCUGCAGGUCAGCUCGUUCCAUCACUUUUAUUGACUAGUAGCAUGAAGGUCUGUAAUUUUAAUUUAAAUGGGAUUUUCUGUAAUAAUGUUAUCUCCAAACUGUACUGCACGGGUUCAUCUUCAGCAUAUGUUAUUUAUGGAGUGUUUUUGAUUCUUAAUAGCGUAUUUUUACCUUUGAUUUUUAUAUUGUUUACCUACUCAAAAAUCCUUUUAGUGUCCUAUCGCAGCAGCAUGAACGUCAGGAGAAAAGCUGCGCAGACGUGCUCGCCUCACCUGCUGGUCCUGAUCAGUUUCUCCUGUCUGUGUUCUUAUGACAUUGUGAUCGCUCGACUGCAGAUAGAUUUGCACAAAACUGCACGUUUUAUCAUGACUUUACAAGUGGUGCUGUACCAUCCGCUCUUUAAUCCCAUUAUUUAUGGUGUCAAGGUGAAAAAGAUCUCAGAACUCCUGAAGAGACUUUUUUUGCAAGGCAACAUCAAUAUGUGCUUUAAAAUAAACGUUUGGUAG
Messenger RNA from Oryzias latipes (Japanese medaka), 954 nucleotides. RefSeq names its product olfactory receptor 2T1-like. Gene Ontology annotation, molecular function: odorant binding; olfactory receptor activity; G protein-coupled receptor activity. Gene Ontology annotation, cellular component: membrane. Lineage: Eukaryota; Metazoa; Chordata; Actinopteri; Beloniformes; Adrianichthyidae. The record is from RefSeq and is a predicted model, not a curated record. Gene Ontology annotation, biological process: G protein-coupled receptor signaling pathway; detection of chemical stimulus involved in sensory perception of smell.